Messenger RNA from Acanthosepion pharaonis, 1170 nucleotides. Lineage: Eukaryota; Metazoa; Mollusca; Cephalopoda; Sepiida; Sepiidae. The record is from the annotation of a GenBank genome assembly.
AUGUUAUAUUAUCGUGCUAAUUACAAACACAGGCUUGCUGUCUCUCUCUGUGUCUAUCUCUCUGUCUCUGUCUCUGUUUCUCUCUCUCUCUCUCUCUCUCUCUCUCUCUCUCUCUCUCUAUCUAUCUAUCUAUCUAUCUAUCUAUCUAUCUAUCUCUUCUCUUUUCCUGCGAAGAUAGGGGAAAACAGACUCCAAAGAGAACAGACCACAUCAAAGGAAUCACCAGCGACCGCUUACCUCUCUCACCUCAGCGUCCUCUUACCUCUCUCACUUCCUGUGCCCUCUUACUUCUCUCACCCACUGCAUCUCUUACCUCUCUCAUCCCAUGCGUCCUCUUACCUCUCUCACUUCCUGUGCCCUCUUACUUCUCUCACCCAGUGCAUCGCUUACCUCUCUCACCCCCUGCGUCCUCUUACCUCUCUCACAUUCUGCCCCCUCUUACUUCUCUCCCCCUGUGUCCUCUUACUUCUCUCACCUACUGCACCCCUUACCUCUCUCAACCCCUGUGUCCUCUUACUUCUCUCACCUACUGCAUCUCUUGCCUCUCUCACCCCCUGCGUCCUCUUACCUCUCUCACUUUCUGUGCCCUCUUACUUCUCUCACCCACUGCAUCGCUUACAACCUCUCACCCCUGACGUCCUCUUACCCUCUCACAUUCUGCCCCUCUUACUUCUCUCCUCCUGUGUCCUCUUACUUCUCUCACCCACUGCACCCCUUACCUCUCUCAACCCCUGUGUCCUCCUAAAACUUCUCUCACCUACUGCAUCUCUUGCCUCUCUCACCCCCCUGCGUCCCUCUUACCUCUCUCAAUUUCUGUGCCCUCUUACUUCUCUCACCCACUGCAUCUCUUACCUCUCACCCCUGCGUCCUCUUACCUCUCUCACAUUCUGCCCCCUCUUACUUCUCUCUCCUGUGUCCUCUUGCUUCUCUCACCUACUGCACUUUACCUCUCUCAACCCCUGUGUCCUCUUACUUUUUCUCACCCACUGCAUCUCUAGCCUCUCUCACCCCCCUGCGUCCUCUUACCUCUCUCACCCCCUACGUCCUCUUACCUCUCUCACCCCCUGUCCUCUUACCUCUCUCACCCCCUGCGUCCUCUUACCUCUCUCACUUCCUUCCUCCUCUUACCUCUCUCAGCUCCUAUACCCUCUCACUUCUCUCAUCCCCUGA